Telopea speciosissima is the source of this 1627-nucleotide messenger RNA. RefSeq names its product alpha-galactosidase-like. The transcript is spliced from 11 exons. Gene Ontology annotation, biological process: carbohydrate metabolic process. Gene Ontology annotation, molecular function: hydrolase activity, hydrolyzing O-glycosyl compounds. Lineage: Eukaryota; Viridiplantae; Streptophyta; Magnoliopsida; Proteales; Proteaceae. The coding region runs from base 21 to 1595 and encodes 524 amino acids. The record is from RefSeq and is a predicted model, not a curated record.
UGUUUUUGUUCUUUGUUUCUAUGUUCAUUGUGUUGAAUGGUUUCCUAGAGAAUAUGGUAAAGAGUAAAGUCUAUCAAUUUCAUUACAGGAAACCAUCUGAAGCUUUGCCUGCUGGACUAGAUGCUUGCACCCCUCCAAGAGGCUGGAACUCAUAUGACUCCUUUUCUUGGAUCAUUUCUGAAGAAGAGUUCCUAGCAAAUGCAAAAGUCAUUGCUAAGAGUCUACUUGCUCAUGGAUAUAAGUAUGUUGUGGUUGAUUUCCUCUGGUAUAGAAGGAAUGUGAAAGGUUCUUCAGUUUCAUCACCUGGAUAUGAUGUGAUAGAUGAAUGGGGGAGGGUGAUCCCUGAUCCAGACAGAUGGCCUUCUUCUAAGGGUGGUAAAGGGUUUUCUGAAGUAGCCAAGCAAGUUCAUGCCAUGGGUUUAAAGUUUGGGAUUAAUGUCAUGAGGGGAAUAAGUACACAGGCAGUCAAUGCAAACACACCAAUCUUGGACAUCAGAAAGGGAGGUCCUUAUGAGGAGUCUGGUAAACAAUUUAAGGCUCAUGAUAUAGGACGUGGAGACAGGGCUUGUUCUUGGAUGUCAAAGUGUUUCAUGCUUGUAGAUACAAAUUCAGAAGCUGGAAAAGCCUUUUUGAGGUCAUUGUAUCACCAAUAUGCCGAAUGGGGCGUGGAUUUCGUAAAGCAUGAUUGCAUUUUUGGUGAUGACUUGGAUGUAGAUGAGAUAAGAACUGUGUCAGAGAUAUUGAGGGAGCUUGACCGCCCCAUCAUGUAUUCCAUCUCUCCAGGAACCCGUGCGACGCCUGCCAUGGCCAAGAAUGUAAAUAGUUUUGUGAACAUGUAUAGGAUAACAGGAAAUGAUUGGGAUAAAUGGCAAGAUGUAGAAGCCCAUUUUGAUGCGGCAAGGGACUUUGCUAAUGCUGCCUUGUUAGGAGCCAGGGGUUUACAGGGGCAGUCAUGGCCUGACUUAGAUAUGCUACCACUGGCGUGGCUUACUGAUCCAGGUGUCAAAGAAGGUCCACAUAGACUAUCUAAUCUCAGUCCAGAUGAGCAAAGAACUCAGGUGACUCUAUGGUCUAUAGCCAAAUCUCCUCUCAUGUUUGGGGGUGAUGCAAGACAAAUUGAUACGAGCACAUACAAUCUCAUCACAAAUCCUGUAUUAUUGGAAAUAAAUUCUUUUAGCAAAAACAACAUGGAGUUUCCUUCCAUCUUUGGCACAAAAGUUCAAAGUGACAAAGGGUUUCUCCCCAUUCAAUCUACAAGUCUGAAGAAUGAAACAGUAUUGGAUACAGCUAAAGAUGCUACACUUUCAGAUUAUGUUGCAACCAACAUUGCUCGAUCUUGGAUUGCAGUAGGAAGAAAAGAAUGUCUUGAUUUUGUAGGAGAGAUAUAUCUUUCCUUCUUCAACCUAAGCCAUGACACAAUGGUAAUAUUUACAAAUAUAGCAGAGUUUCGUAAGUGGCUUCCUGGUAGAGACUGGAGUAACGCUUCAUGCAAAAGUAAGGAAGUAUUUAGUGGGAAAGAUUAUGGUAUAGCCAAAACAAUAUCACAAGUGGUUGUGACCCAUUCUUGUGCUUUAUUUGUAUUGAACUGUUAUUAAAUUGAGUUGAGCUUAACCAACUUUUAAUAAUA